This is a messenger RNA of Oncorhynchus tshawytscha (Chinook salmon), 4573 nucleotides long. Its product is annotated as immunoglobulin-like domain-containing receptor 2. Lineage: Eukaryota; Metazoa; Chordata; Actinopteri; Salmoniformes; Salmonidae. Gene Ontology annotation, cellular component: membrane. Gene Ontology annotation, biological process: pancreas development. The record is from RefSeq and is a predicted model, not a curated record.
AGGCUGACCUGCGUAUCGGGGAGCUCCAGUGGGGAGACAGUGGGGUUUACCUGUGUAAGGUGAUCAUCUCUGACGACCUCGAGGGCAGGAAUGAGGCCCCUGUGGAGCUUCUGGUGUUGGGUAAGACAGGUACAGGUGUGUCAGAUGAUCUCCUGCCUGACUUUGAUGUGAAGAUUAUGCCAGAAUGGGCCUUUGUGGGCUCGGUAGCCCUGGGUAUUAUCCUGUUCAUCUUGCUGUUUGGUGUGUGUUGGUGCCAGUGCUGUCCUCACUCCUGCUGCUGUUAUGUGUCCUGUUGGUGCUGCCCUGAGACCUGCUGCUGCCCACGACACUUGUACGAGGCAGGAAAGGGGUUGAGGAGCAGGGCUUCGUCCCCCCAGAUCGCUGUCUAUCCACCCUACUACGUACCUGGGGUCCCGGCCAUGGUCCCCAUCGCUCCCCCCUCCCUGGUGGACACCACGAUGAUGUCCGCUCCCCCCUCUGUGUCAGAGCACAGUGCAGCUGGAGUGCGGCCUGUGUACCGGCUGCAGUCUACUCUGGAUCAGUCCUCUCUGGAUCAGGACUCUCUGAAGGUGUUGCAGCACGUAGAGAAACAGCUGGCUCUUUUCCACCCAGCCAAGGCCCAGAGCCACGACUCCUGCAGUAUCUCAGAGCUCAGUUCUCUCCAUGAGGUGGAUACAGGGGGUUUCCGUCAGUCUUACCGCCAGAUACAGAAGAAUGCCCUGCCAGCCAUCCCUGACCACGGCCGUGACCUUGAAGACAUCCCUGACCUCCAUCAUCCCUCGUCCUCCUCUCAGACCCGUCGCCCCACACGCUACCAGCACCGUCGCAACCGCAGCAUUGAGGAGGACCAUCAUCAUGAUAAUAACAGCAGGUGGAACCCUCGUUCGGAGCACCUGCAGCGUAAGGCCUUCCUCCUGGGUGGGAAGUCAGGCUCUCUGGAUGAACUGGAGGAGUUUUCCCAGUGCUACAGACAGAGAGGCCCCAGGGAGGAGCUCACUGUCAGGGACAUCAGAGACAACGACCAGGAGUACGAGAGACUGGAGCUGCGGGAACGAGAAGGUGACCGGGAUAGGGAUCGAGAUCGGGAAUACUAUCCACCUUCUUACCGGGACAAGACGACAAAACGUGGUUACCGUGACAACAGAGAUCGCGAUGACCGCGCAGAGACUUGGCGAGAACGAGAUCGCCAAGAGGAUUGCCAUGGAGAUCGUCAGGGAAACCGACAACGCAGUCCGCCACCCUCGCCCAAGAAGAGACGGGGCACGUGGGACAACGAGCUGGAGCAGCGCCCCCCUAAACCCCCCGCCCCUCCUCCCCCUCCUCGCCAGAGCCCCCGGGGGCGGGACUACGAUGACGAACUCCUGAGCACUCUUUUGGAGCGCAAGACCAGACGGGGUGGGGCCAGUGACAGUGGAGGUGAUAGGGGCAGGGGAGGGGGGCGCAGCGAAGAGGACACGCCCUCAGACACACCCUCUAAGGGUUCUAAGAAGAGCAGCGGCAGUGGCGGCGAGCGUCACCAUAGCCGUUGUCCUAGCAACAGGGAGGUGGAGUUGGUAUUAGACUCACGGGGAGAAGACUCUCUACCCCCGUACUGCCAGACUGCGUUAGAGCGGUUCAGAGCCGCUGAGCGCCCCUCCCCCUCCCCUCGCCCCUCCACCCAUUCUUCCCGCCCCUCCAACGGAGGCUCCACCCAUAGCCACGCCCAUACCCUACAGCAGGAGAGCGGAGAGGAGCGGGAUAAGCCCCGGAAAGUGGUAUGGAGGCUCACCUUAACAGAUAUACUGUGACUCAGAGCUUGGCUUGCUGCUCCUCUCCCAACUAACUAACAGAGCUUGGCCUGCUGCUCCUCUCCCAAAUAACUGACAGAGCUUGGCUUGCUGCUCCUCUCCCAACUAACUGACAGAGCUUGGCUUGCUGCUCCUCUCCCAACUAACUGACAGAGCUUGGCUCGCUGCUCCUCUCCCAACUAACUGACAGAGCUGGGCUUGCUGCUCCUCUCCCAACUAACUGACAGAGCUGGGCUUGCUGCUCCUCUCCCAACUAACUGACAGAGCUGGGCUGAGACGAGCGGGGUCUUUUCACCGUUACACUGGGCCAAAUGAGCACAAAGCACAGCUUCCAUCACUCUGCACACACGUGACUAAUGUGAAGCUCUCUUGCUGUUUUCUUUUAACAGAGCACUCUUCUUAGCAGAGACUCUCUCAUAGUUUGAUGCCUGGAGAGGACACAUGCAGACACUGGGAAAGACACUGGGGAUCAUCCUCUACCCCCCUCCCCCAUCACCCCACACUGGGGAUCAUCCUCUACCCCCCCCCCAUCACCCCACACUGGGGAUCAUCCUCUACCCCCCCCCAUCGCCCCACACUGGGGAUCAUCCUCUACCCCCCAUCGCCCCACACUGGGGAUCAUCCUCUACCCCCCCAUCACCCCACACUGGGGAUCAUCCUCUACCCCCCCAUCACCCCACACUGGGGAGGAGAGAGGUUCUCAGAGCACACUGGGCAAGCAGAGAACCCCAUGGAGAGGUCAGUGACCAGCAGAGGGAAUGGCUACCUCUGAGUGACAGGCAGUACAACCACUGGACUGACCAUGGCACAGGACGUUGGACGGUCUGAUCAGGCUUCAGAUACACCUCAAUCACCAUGACCUAAGAAGAAGAGUAAUGUACAGAGCUGUGACAAAGACCUCUGGAUGCACAGGACAAAUAGCACUGUGUGUGUGUGUGUAUUGGUGGAUGUGUGUAUGGUGCUUAUUCCUGUCUGCUCUUUUGUGUGUCAGAGUGAAUAGUUUCUCCAUCUCCCUGUCUUCUCCAUUCUAUUCUCCUCUCUCACUGACAACACACACUGAAUGACGAUGUCAUUCCGGAGUUUCUGUCACUGCCACCUCUACACAGUGCACGCUCUCUCUGUGAAGUCGCUGAAUGAUGAUGUCACUCUGGAGUUUCUGCCACUGCCUGCACCACCACUGCCCAGUCACGGUCGAAGGCCGUCGUUGAGACAACGUUUGGGUUCUGUUGUGUGAAUGGUGUGUAUCCCCCGUACCAUUGUGUUUUCCAGAGCCAUUGUAAAGCACCUAUUGGCCUUGACUCUGUGGAUAGAGGACGCAGUGUUUCUUAAUCAUUGUGUUUAAUGCAAUGAUACAAUGUCGGUUAUACCCAGUAAGUUUGGACUAGAGGGUACUACUAACAGAGCCAGGGAGAGAAACUGGAACUUUAGGGACGGCAGGUAGCCUAGCGGUUAAGAGCAAAAGGUCGGUGGUUCAAAUCCUCGAGCCGACUAGGUGAAAAGAAAUGUGUUGAUGUGCCCUUGAGCAAGGCACUUAACCCUAAUUGCUCCUGUAAGUCGCUCUGGAUAAGAGCGUCUGCUAAAUGACGUAAAUGUACUGGGUUGUGAUGAUGUGCCAUCUAUCCUUCGAAGACUGUAUUUGGUUUAUAAUAGUUUUAUACAUAGUUUAUCAACUCUGCCUGUCUCUGUGUUAAAUCAUGUUGUGAUUACAAUGCAGUAAAUGAUUGUGCACGUGUAACUGAAAGCACUUGUGGGUAUGUCUGUGUGUGUUUAAGAUAAGAUAACCAAGGUGUGUUUAGUUCUUAUCAUUGUUGUGUAAACCGCUAAACACACAACUUUAUCUCCACUCAUUAGCACUCACACACACACACACACACACACACACACACACACACACACACACACACACAUACUGGCUGUCAACUUACCACAGCUAUUUCUCGCGCCUGCAAAACUUGUAGAAGGAUUCAUUACAAUUGUUCAUGUUUAGUGUUGUUUUUUUCCACUUCUUUCAGUGUAGUUAUUGUUCGUAGCUUUUGUGCUUUUCUAUGUUAUUUUCUUUCUAUGCUUGUUCUAUGUCAUUGUGUUCCUGUGUUCCAUUCAUCUGUCUGUCAAUGAGAAGGUUGUUUCACAGCCCAGCUCCCUGUCUGUCAAUGAGACGUUGUUUCACUGAGUUGAAGUCAUAGAGGCGACAGGCAACAAUGGCUUUGUCUAUUUAUGAGCAUCACCAACUGACUGUUACUCUAAGAGAUCUGGUAAUAUCACACACACACGCACGCACGCACACACACACACACACACACACACACACACACACACACACACACACACACACACACACACACACACACACACAGUAUCUUGGAAAGUGCAUGUUGGUGAACACUAAACGGUGGCAGGGUAGCCUAGUGGUUAGAGUGUUGGACUAGUAACCGAAAGGUUGCAAGUUCAAAUCCCCGUGCUGACAAGGUACAAAUCUGUCAUUCUGCCCCUGAACUGUUCCUAGGCCGUCAUUGAAAAUAAGAAUUUGUUCUUAACUGACUUGCCUGGUUAAAUAAAGGUAAAAUAAAUAAACACUUAAGUUGUAUUUCUCCUUUAGGUUACCUUGUUGUAAUAACUUGUACCAUAACUGGGGCUUUUUGCAAUGACACUUACCAUCCGUUACAAACUAAUGCCUAAUGAACUAUUCAUUAUUUAACUCCAGAGACGCAGUUUAACCACAGCCUUUACCUCAAAUACUGUUGACCAGGCAGCUUCAAUCUCAUUCAAUAAAGUCUACUUAAUCUACA